GCGUCAGCCUCGCUGUCAUGGCAAAGAUGGCGGCCGACGGCUGAAUGCUGCCUUGCGUUGCCGAUCUGCUCUUUUUCCCGGCUGAUACGGUCGAACAGACUCUUCCGAUUGACUGACUGGCGUGUUGAGCUGGGAUACGAACGCAGAAACAACUGGAGAGGAGUUGAUCGAGCAGUGGCGUAACAAUGCAGAUCACACUGAAGACGCUGCAGCAACAGACGAUCCAGAUUAACAUUGACGAUCAGCAGACGGUAAAAGAUCUGAAAGAAAGGAUCGAAGCAGAGAAAGGGAAGGACAGCUUCCCAGUCUCAGGCCUGAAGCUGAUCUACGCAGGCAAGAUUCUGCAGGAUGACAUGCCAAUCAAGGAGUACAAAAUCGAUGAGAAGAACUUUGUGGUGAUCAUGGUGUCAAAGGCGAAGUCACCUCCAUCGGGGGCAGCGCAGGCCGCAGAACCACCUAAAACCACGCCCGCCGAAUCCAGCCCUCCUCCGAAGCCGGCCCCUGCAGCCAUCCCUAUCCCCGCGGGGGAGGACAAGCCCCCAGAGCGCUCCAAUCCCUCUACAGGCCCCGAUCCUGACAAAGACACUCUGGAGUCAUUCCCCAUGGGUCCAGAUUACGAGGCUAUGGUGACGGCUAUAGUGGCCAUGGGUUACGAGCGGGAUAAGGUGGUGGCAGCUCUGCGGGCCAGCUACUGCAACCCCGACCGGGCUGUGGAGUACCUCCUCAACGGGAUCCCCAGCACACCAGUGCAGGAGAGCAUUCCCCCGCCUGAAGCCCAUUCCAGCACCUUCUCUGAAGGCACUGAAGCGUGUCACUCGGCAGGGAAUCCCCUGGAGUUCCUGCGCUCACAGCCCCAGUUCCAGGGAAUGCGGCAGGUGAUACAGCAGAACCCGGCGCUGCUGCCGGCGCUGCUGCAGCAGCUGAGCAGGGACAACCCGCGCAUGUUGCAGCAAAUCAACCAACACCAGGAACUGUUUAUACAAAUGCUGAAUGAACAGCCGGGACAAGAUGAGGAUCUGGGAGAGAGGGCGGGGCUAGGCCCGGCUGAGGAAGAAGAAGAGGUGGAGGAGGAGGAGGGCAGCGGCGUGAACUACAUCCAGGUCACGCCGCAGGAGAAGGAAGCGAUUGAGAGGCUGAAGGCUCUGGGAUUUCCGGAGGAGCUGGUGCUCCAGGCCUAUUUCGCUUGCGAGAAGAAUGAGAAUCUGGCAGCCAACUUCCUACUGAACCAGAACGAAUGAGUCUUCGACGAGGCCCGCUUCGCUCCCGGCUCGAGCACUGUGUCCGCUUUAACGAAAAGCUUAUUUUCUAUUAUUUGGGGGGGAUAGAGAAAUUAAACUCAUGACUUAAAGGAGUGGGGUUGGGUAUUUAAAUUUUGGGUCAUUUUCAGGAAGGGCGGUAGGAUGAUUAACAUGGACUUAAAUUCCAAUGGAAUUGCUGGAUUUGAAUAUGUAGAAUAUGGGGACCUGCAGGUCCAGGGGUGAGUGGGCAGGGGUGUGGAGAUACAGCCAUGGAAGGAUGACCUGGUACCUAUGCACCUUUCGGCAAGACAAAACCGCGUUAGAGCAAGACCGCUUACAUGCAUGUACCUGGAUGCAGCCUUUCUCAGUGUUUUCGCAAAUAGGCAGCCUAGUUUAGGCAUAUAGGCAGGCCAGGGACCUUGGGGAAGUCAUAUCUCAACAGUAUUACGUGUAUGACUGGGGCGGGUGGGGGUUGCGUUCUAGGGAAAACUGGUGAUUAUGAAGAAAAUUGUGUCCUUCACGCCUCAGAACCCGAGAAUAUUGAUGACCUCCCACAGAUUUCGUUAUUCUGAGGUGUCCUGCCCAGAUGAGCGGCUUGGGAAAUCGGCACUCAAUCUGCCCUUCGCUUGGCUGAAGUCAAUUGGCCGUCACCAACCAUGCAGCCAACGCGUAGCUUCCUGCGCACCUGUUCAGGGACUGUCGCGUUAAGUCCAGGCUGGCCCACCGCGUCUAUUCUGAGCUCAGCUUUUACGUCCGUCGAUUGGUUGGGUUUGUUUUUUUUUUCUUUUUGAACGAUCAGAAGCUGGGGUAUCUGGGCACCAAUACAGACGUCGCUGUGGCAGAAAAUGGGUGACUAGUGUUGAGUGAGACUCAUUCCAACUGACUGCACAUGGUACGCUAUCUGGGGCAGGGCAGCUACAUACAUUUAUAUAACAUGGGGAGACACAAAUGAAAUAUUUCCCUGGUAUUUUUGUGAGAAAAUAUAUACAUGGGAUAUAUUUUAUUAAGUGUGUGAGAUAGGUGUUACUGUCUUGUUCCCAAGACCUGAUUGUUUUAUGUUGCUUUUGGUCUCAGCGGUCUGAACUCGAAGGCUUCCUGUAGUGUUCUGUUUUACUGCAGGCAGGGAGUUGCGUGAUCGAACACGAGCAGUUUCUAGUCACUGUAUAAGUAGCUUUUUAUAUCUUGUAAUAGUAUAAACAGUUGUGUUUACACUUCUCUUUCCUGGCCUGUGUUGAGCUUCAAUAAAUAACAGUUUUGGGAUGUGA
Molecule: messenger RNA, 2503 nt
Organism: Brienomyrus brachyistius
Lineage: Eukaryota; Metazoa; Chordata; Actinopteri; Osteoglossiformes; Mormyridae
Gene: rad23aa
Product: RAD23 homolog A, nucleotide excision repair protein a
Exons: 9
Coding region: 186-1238 (350 amino acids)
Biological process (GO): nucleotide-excision repair; proteasome-mediated ubiquitin-dependent protein catabolic process
Cellular component (GO): cytosol; nucleoplasm
Molecular function (GO): damaged DNA binding; proteasome binding; ubiquitin binding
Source: RefSeq, a predicted model, not a curated record